AUGCUGCCCAAUGGUUUUAAUUACCUCAGUACGGUGUUAGCUGCACAGCAGCAGUUGCUUUUUGCGCAACGUGGAGGUAAUUUUUUAUUUUUGAAAAAAUCACAAAAAAAAUAAAUUGAAAAAAUCGCGCUUGUCAAAGGCGCACGUCAUCGCCUCGAGACCUACGGUACACACCCCGUGCGUCUUCCACCCUACAGUAUGAAAUAUUUUUGUUUUUUUUAGAAAAUUAUUUUUACUCGUGAAAAACCUAGUUAUUUUCCAGUUGUGCCGAUAAACGCAGUGCCAGGUUUACCAAUUGGUAUUCCAUUACCAGCUUCUACACCAACCCGUCCUUCACCAAUGCUUGUUCCACCAGGAAUGGGAGCCGAAGACUCAGCAACCACUGAUUCGCCAGAUUCUGAAUGGACUGAGCAUAAACACACAGAUGGAAGGAUUUAUUAUCAUAAUCGGGUGACCAAGCAGAGUUCUUGGGUGAAACCGGAUGCGUUGAAAAGUGCAGAUGAGGUAAGAGAAGGUUUUUUGAAGAGAAAUUAUGAUUUUAAUAUUAUAAUCUCGAUAAACACGCUAUUUUAAAACAAUAGAAAGAGGGACAAAUCGAGAGUUUGAGAGAGGGAAAAGAAGCUAGAAACACAGCUGAAAUAGUACUACAGUACGCCAUUUUACCAUUAGCUGGCGCACAGCCAAGUGUGGUCUUGGCGCGAUUUCUCUGCACUCUCUCUUUUUAGUGGAUUCUCGAUUUGUCCGUUCAAAAUCAGCGUGUAAAAACUAUUUAGUAAUGUAAAAAUUUUGUUUCAAAAGAAAAGGAAAAUGUUGAUACGUGAAUUUAAUGACGCAGCAGUUUAAAAAUCGAUUUUUAAAUCAUUUCUAAUUAUUUAAAUACCACUAGUUAUGACGUGGCAUUAUUGAGCGGUGAAUAGUCAUAAUAAAAAUUGAUAUGAUGUAGCAAAGUUCAGCUCAAAAGGUAGAAAAAGAGGAUAACUCUUUUGGAAAUUAUAUCAUGAGUUAUACCGUGGCAAAUAUGUUUUAUUUUUUCUAGAAAUCUCAGCCAGUUUGGCGCGAAUAUCAAACCGAAGAUGGAAAAUCGUAUUAUUAUAAUUUGGCGACCAAAAAAACAACGUGGACAAAACCAGAAGGAGAAGAGAUUGCUAGUGAGUUUCUUUCAUCUUAAAUGUUUAUCCGACAAAUUCAAAUUUUUCAGAAUUCGAUCAAAAAUCCUCUUCCUCUGCAGCAGCUUCUUCCUCAACUCCGGCUGAAAAAUCCACAGCUGAAACUUCUGAAAAACCGGCUGAAAGCAAAAUGAAACAGGAGGAAUCUGAGAUGGAAAAAGCGAUGAAAGCAACAUUGGCAUCGAUGAUAAAUGUUCCACUUCCAGCUGAAAAAUCGGGAAAAAAUGAGGAGAUUUUGGCGACGAAUGAUGAAGGAGAAUUGAAAAAAAGACAGGCGGAGAGAUUUCGAGAUUUGUUGAGAGAUAAAUAUAAUGAUGGUGAGCAAGGGGGUGAUUAUAGAUUUUUGGUCAGGGAAACUCAAAUCUAUGAACACAUUCGAGAAAAUUUGAAUAUACACAAUUUUUGAAUCAGAAACAUUUUGAAGUUACCACAACUUGAAGAACCGUAAUUUAUCUCAAUCUCAAAGUUAUCAAAUACCCUGGGGGUUGAUUUUUUUAUUAUAGGAACAUCUCUGAGUUAAGAUAACUUGAUGAUAAACAAAAUAUUGAAUUUUGCAAUCAAUAGCUUUUACUAUCUGAUUUGGAUGGAUUUCUAUUAAGUUAUCUUAAAUCAAAUAUAUUUUACAAGCCCAAAAAAUCAAAUGUUCCUUUCUUGAAUAUGAAUUUCUAAAUUUAAAUUUUUCCUUGUUUUCCAGGCAAAAUUUCAACAACUUGCAAUUGGGAUCAAGCUGUCAAAUUCAUCCAAAACGACCCACGUUUCCGAAUUUUGACCAAAGUUUCCGAGAAAAAACAACUUUUCAACGCGUGGAAAGUUCAGCGACAAAAAGAAGAAAGGGUUCGUUUUUUUGCAGUUUAUCAUUUUUUUUUUCUUUAA
This is a messenger RNA of Caenorhabditis angaria, 2039 nucleotides long. The record is from the annotation of a GenBank genome assembly. Lineage: Eukaryota; Metazoa; Nematoda; Chromadorea; Rhabditida; Rhabditidae.